AUGAUAGACAUUCCAGAAUUAAAGGAGACUUUAUCUUGGGACGAUAUUUAUAACUUACUCGAGUCAAGCCUAAGAAUCAGCUCAAACUUAGACCCAAAGCUGUUGGUUAAUACAAUCUUAUGUGAGUGCAGGAAAGUUAUUAAUUGCAAAGAUUGUAAUCUAUUCAUUUAUGACUCUAUUAACGAUGUUUUCUACCAUGGGUUUGAUACAAGUAAGUAUAUAAUAUCUGAUUCCUUGCUGAAGAAAGUACUCCUUAGCAAUGAGUACGAAGUUCUAACUAACUUAGGAGACUCUGAUAAUCAUCAGCUCGAGAAUAACCAUGAUAUUAAAACCAAGAGAUUUUCCAAUAACGCUAUUUACCUCCCUAUAUAUAACACUGAAAAAGAAUCUCCAAUAGCUGUUCUUGAGAUAUUGGACAAGUUCAAUCUGGAUAAAGACGGUAUUGAAAUUGAGGAAAGUUUUUCUCAAAUUGACAUUGUCAAGUUAAGGUGUCUGUCCAAAAUAUUUUCUAUUUCAGUUCUGAAUUGCGAAAAGUACAAGGAAGUUAGAAACACUAAGGAAAAAGCAGACAAUCUACUUAAUCUUGUUCAAUCUUUAAGACCAGAUCUGGGACUUCAGUCUAAUUUGUUUACCCUUUGUAUUCAUGCUCAGGAAAUCAUUGAAUCUGAACAUUGUAUUGCUUUAAUUGGGAUCCCUGAUAGACAGCAAAUCAUAUCUCUCAUUUCAGACACAGGAAAUGAGCUUCUUUUCAAUUAUGAGAUAGGCGACAUUAUUCACAAAAUCAUUGAAACCAGGCACUCCCUCAUCAUCCAAAAUACUGGAGAUGAUAAUGAACCCCGGUUCGUGAAUAGGCUAGUUGAAUGCUCUUGUAGCUCAAUUAGGAUUGUGAUAGGAAGUAGCUCAGUUUCUACGAACAAUGAUGACCAAUUCAUCCGCCUUCUACAGAAGGUCUAUGGAGGGGAAAAACCAAUCUAUAAUGCCUUAGUAUUCCCGAUAUAUGCAGAAAGAGACAAUUGGUCCUGUAUCCCAACCCCCAGCCAAAGAAUCUCAUCAAUUUCUUCCCUUUCUUCUGCGUUCUCCUCUUUUGAAAUUGGACACGACUAUGAGGAUUUGGCUUCAGUAUCCCCUAGAAAUAACUCGAUUCUGAACUCUUCAAUCAUUUCUUCCAGUGUUGUUGCUCCCAGCUCUCCAAAAUCUGACAGAGUGGGAAGAAGCAGCUUGAUUAACCAGCCUCACACUAACACAAGAUCUUCAUCUCUAUCUCCAAGUACUCAAUUUGUUCAAGGAAACAAUACUCAAGCAAUAUCCCUUAUUGUGCUUAUUAACAGAUUAGGUGUUUUCAAAGAGAAAUCUAAAUUUACUGAAAAUGAUGUCAGACUUCUUGAACCUUUUGGCAGAAUUGUUGCUCCUAAUAUAGGUACCUUGUUCCAAACAUCUCUGUUUUCUUAUCUUCAAACAAUCUACAACACUGACAGAAAUAUCAGCUUUAAUAAGUAUCAGGACAAAAUGCCACAAGAUCCUCCCCCAUUUGCAUUUCCCCACAGCAACUGGAAAAACAGACAUUCUGAUAUAAUUUUCGAGGAAGAUGAGGAUGGAGCUAAAGAUUUAGAAAAGUAA
Messenger RNA from Cryptosporidium ubiquitum, 1617 nucleotides. RefSeq lists its product as uncharacterized. The coding region runs from base 1 to 1617 and encodes 538 amino acids. The record is from RefSeq and is a predicted model, not a curated record. The transcript has a single exon. Lineage: Eukaryota; Apicomplexa; Conoidasida; Eucoccidiorida; Cryptosporidiidae.